AUGCAUUUUUCAAACUUCAUCCUCGGUCUCGCAACUACCACCGCGCUUUCCUCAGCGCAUUCCCUUAUCCAAAAACGUGCAACAACUUCUUGCACAACACCAAGCGGACCCGGAUUCUGCUCAUCUACAUCGACCGCUUGCACCGGCGGGACGUAUGUAGCAGGACACUGCCCAGGAGCAGCAGACAUUCAAUGCUGCGUAGCAACAUGCAGCGCGCCAGCCGGCCAAGGCGUCUGCGAACCGACAUCGAACACAUGUGCCGGUACUUUCGUCGGCGGUCUCUGUCCAGGACCAUCUGACGUGCAAUGCUGUCCGUCUGGAGGCAGCGGAGGUGGGUCUGGGACCGGUGUGGCAGGUAUCGAUGUCUCAAGCACGCCACCAUCAUCUUUCUGGUCAUGCGCUGCGGGGAAAUACAAAGUCGUGGCUCUCGAAGGCUACAUCCAAGCUUGCGGGUCAGGAGGAGCAGUAAAGUCGAACUUCGCAGCCAACUACAAGGCUGCGCAAGCUGCGGGUAUUUCUCGCAUCGACGCGUACCUGUUUCCUUGCACGGGGACGCAGAGUAAUGGCGUUGCGUGUAAGUCUCCGGCUACUCAAUUGCAGGAAUUCUUGAAUGCCGUGGACAGUAAUGGGAUGACGAUUGGGCAUUAUUGGUUUGAUAUUGAACCGACUUCUACUGCGAAUGGCGAUGCGUGUAAUGCGUGGAAUCUGGGGAGUUCGGCCAAUGCGGCGUUGGCGAAGCAGUGGGUUGCUGCAUUGCAGGGUAGUGGGAGGAAAUGGGGAAUUUAUGCUAAUGGGAACCAAUGGACGAGCAUGUUUGCUUCGAGGUCGACGGAUAUUGGGUCUCAACUUCCGCUGUGGGCUGUCCAAUUCGACAACAAGCCUGGCGUGAAUACUGUUACUAGUCUGAUGGGAGGCUGGACGUCUGCUGUUGCUAAACAAUAUACUCUAGAUACUACCACUUGUGGCUCUGGCGCGGAUUUGGAUUCAUUUUCAACAUAA
This is a messenger RNA of Lachnellula hyalina, 999 nucleotides long. It is a transcript of the gene cf50-1, whose product is annotated as Counting factor 50 protein. Gene Ontology annotation, biological process: signal transduction; peptidoglycan catabolic process; cell wall macromolecule catabolic process. The transcript has 3 exons. The record is from RefSeq and is a predicted model, not a curated record. Bases 1 to 999 code for a protein of 332 amino acids. Gene Ontology annotation, molecular function: lysozyme activity. Lineage: Eukaryota; Fungi; Ascomycota; Leotiomycetes; Helotiales; Lachnaceae.